CCGAAGUCAGCUGCCUGCACUUUUUCAGUGAUGGCCCAGCGACACAGUAUCGACAGAAGGGGAACUUUUUUCUUCUAUCCAGGGAACCAUUCAAAAAUGGGUUUCAAGAGGUGACCUGGAGUUUCUUUGAGGCCAAUCACGGCAAAGGGGCUCCAGACGGUGUUGGGGGCACCCUCAAACGUUCAGCAGACAGGCUUGUUUGCAUGGGCAUUGACAUACCAUCUGCUGAAAUGCUCUACACAAAACUGAAGGAGCAGGAAUCGGCUGUGCAGCUGUUUUUUACAAGGGAGGAGAGUGUGGAGGCCAAAGUGCAUGAAAUGUUACAGCUACCCCCAUUGACAGCCAUCAAAGGGACCAUGCGCAUACACCAGGUCCUCAGCAAACAGAGAAGCAAGAUCCUCUACAGAGAUGUCUCUUGUUUCUGUAGAAGACAGCAGGGGGUGAUCGACUGCCCCUGCUAUGAGCUGAAAGAGGCAGUCUUGCAAGAGGAGGAAGAGGAGGAAGCUCAAGGGCAAGAGAUGACGAGAGCCUCUCGGCCAGAGGUAUUCGGCGCCGACCAUGUCGGAAGGUGGGUUGUGGUCGAGUACGACCACGACUUCUACCCUGGAGUCAUAACUCGGGUAGAAGAUGGAAAUGUGGAGGUGGACUGUCUACACAAAAAAGGGAUCAACAAAUUUUACUGGCCAAGCCCAAGGCGAGAUAUAAGCUGGUACGAUGAAAGCCAGGUGCUCUGCCUCAUCGAGCCAACAGCCGAACCAACAGCUCAUGCAAGAUACUUGCAGCUUAAUACAGCCACAUGGAAACUCAUUGAAGAGCAAAUGUAAUGAACCAUAAUGAUUAACUGAUAUGUGAAUGAAAUUAUAUGUAUGAUGAUAUGUGAUGAUAUAUGUGAU
Messenger RNA from Neoarius graeffei (lesser salmon catfish), 893 nucleotides. RefSeq lists its product as uncharacterized. The coding region runs from base 204 to 824 and encodes 206 amino acids. The transcript has 2 exons. The record is from RefSeq and is a predicted model, not a curated record. NCBI's taxonomy places the organism in Eukaryota, Metazoa, Chordata, Actinopteri, Siluriformes, Ariidae.